Messenger RNA from Mugil cephalus (flathead mullet), 1539 nucleotides. RefSeq names its product retinol dehydrogenase 13-like. The transcript is spliced from 7 exons. The record is from RefSeq and is a predicted model, not a curated record. The coding region runs from base 131 to 1102 and encodes 323 amino acids. Lineage: Eukaryota; Metazoa; Chordata; Actinopteri; Mugiliformes; Mugilidae.
UGACGUCGAUACUAUGCGCCCAUAACCUUGUGUUGCUGGUUGCUGCACAGAAGUGUCUCCAAAUCAGAUGUGUAAUCGUUGUUAAGACCGUUUUAAUGGUUUAUUUUGUUGUCAGCUUUAUUUCGGAGCAAUGAGCAAAUAUAUUUUACCAGUUUCAGUUUUUGGGACAGUGGUUGGAUGCGCUGUUUUACUGAAAAACCAUGUGACUGGAGGCCGGUGUCCCAGUAAAGCUACCAUUAAUGGAAAGACUGUGGUCAUAACAGGAGCUAACACAGGCAUCGGGAAAGAGACUGCCCGAGAACUGGCCAGGAGAGGAGGCCGGAUCAUAAUGGGAUGCCGUGACAUGGAGAAGUGCGAGGAAGCCGCGAAGGAGAUACGAGGGAACACCUUGAACCGCCACGUCUACGCUUGUCACCUCGACCUGGCCUCCAUGAAGUCCAUCAGAGAGUUUGCAGAGAGAAUCAAACAAGAGGAGCAGCGGGUGGACAUACUGAUAAACAACGCGGGGGUCAUGAGGUGUCCAGCAUGGAAGACUGAAGACGGCUUCGACAUGCAGUUCGGAGUUAAUCACUUAGGCCACUUCUUGUUGACGAAUCUUCUGCUGGAUAAGUUGAAAGAGUCCGCCCCCAGCAGAGUGAUCAACCUGGCCUCGCUCGCCCACCUUGUUGGAAAGAUUGACUUUGAGGACUUGAACUGGGAGAAGAAGAAGUUUGAUACCAAGCAGGCGUACUGUCAGAGCAAGCUUGCCAAUGUUCUGUUCACCAGAGAACUCGCCAAGCGAUUGCAAGGCACAGGAGUCACAGUGAACGCCGUUCACCCGGGAGUUGUUGCCACGGAGCUCGGCAGGCACACCGGCCUGCACCAAUCACAGUUCUCAAGCUCCGUGCUCAGUCCCUUUUUCUCCCUGCUGGUGAAGACCCCAGAGCUGGGGGCUCAGCCCACCGUCUACCUGGCCGUGUCCGAGGAGAUGGAGGGGGUGACGGGGCGGUACUACGAUGUGAUGGACGAAAAGGAGCCGGCGCCCCAGGCUCUGGACGAGGAGGUGGCCCGCAGGCUGUGGGAGGUCAGCAGCAGGCUGGUGGGUGUGGAGGAAGGAGGAUAGUCAAAGCCACCAGCCGGAGACCAGAACAAAGCUGCACAGACAGACCCGGCGCAAACACUCAGACAGAGCACAGGACCAGAUGUCAGUACUGUGGGACUGUAGGUCUGCUCUGGCCUCGGGGGCAGCAAGAGAUAAAGGACCUUUAUGACUUGAGCUGUGCCAGGAACAAUUCGCUGGUUCUGGUUGUCUGUUUUCUAAGUCCCUUUAUGUUCCAGCAUCAUGAUAUUGUCUCUUUUUCUUUCUUUCUUUUUUUUUUUAAAGACUGUUUGACUUAUUUAAAUGAUCAGAAAAUGGCGAAUACAAAUGGCCUUAUUUACUGCUUACAUGAAAAAGCUGCAUCAUCUCAUUAAUUAAACACAAAGCAGAAGAAAAGAAGAACGGUACCAAAAUACUGUUGAAAAAUAAAAAUUAAUGUUUGGACGUUUUCAUCAUAAAAA